This is a messenger RNA of Solea senegalensis (Senegalese sole), 2245 nucleotides long. RefSeq names its product LYN proto-oncogene, Src family tyrosine kinase (gene lyn). Bases 175 to 1710 code for a protein of 511 amino acids. Gene Ontology annotation, cellular component: extrinsic component of cytoplasmic side of plasma membrane. NCBI's taxonomy places the organism in Eukaryota, Metazoa, Chordata, Actinopteri, Pleuronectiformes, Soleidae. Gene Ontology annotation, biological process: cell surface receptor protein tyrosine kinase signaling pathway; protein phosphorylation; cell differentiation. The transcript is spliced from 13 exons. The record is from RefSeq and is a predicted model, not a curated record. Gene Ontology annotation, molecular function: non-membrane spanning protein tyrosine kinase activity; ATP binding; signaling receptor binding.
UCUGACGGCUGACUCUAACAGUCCAUGUAAAGUGGCUGAGCCGCCGGUCAGACAUAAGUCUAAUGAAAAACACAGGGAGCAAAUUUGAGGACUGCAAGACUCAAAAAAAAACAACAACAUUGCAUUAACUGUUUCCUUUACCCACGAAGUGGAUACACGGUGAAGUGAGACACGAUGGGCUGCAUUGAGUCCACGCUGAGUGAAGGUCUGAGCAGAGGUGUGGAGGGGAAGAGCGGGCAGCAGACUGUACAUGCCGACCCCAUGCACUAUGUCAGGGACCCCACCUCCAAUACGAAAAGUAAAAUAAAUAACUCCCUGCUGCCUGGUCAGGUGUUUCAAAAGAUGCAAGAGCAAAGCGGUUCUGGAAAAACUGUGAUCGCCCUUUACCCGUUUGAGGCCGUGCAUUCGGAAGAUCUAGAGUUCAAGAAAGGAGAGAAGAUGAAUGUCUUGGAGGAAUGUGGUGAGUGGUGGAGGGCAAAGUCACUGACAACCAACAAAGAAGGAUACAUCCCAUCCAAUUACGUUGCUGAAGCAGACACCAUGGAGACAAAGGAGUGGUUUUUCAAGGACAUCACAAGGAAGGAUGCCGAGAGACAACUGCUGGCUCCGGCAAACAAACCAGGCUCCUACCUGAUCAGGGAAAGUGAAACAUCAAAAGGAAGUUACUCGUUGUCCAUCAGAGACUUGGACGCACAGAAGACAGACUCAGUAAAACACUAUAAAAUAAGGACGCUGGACAAUGGCGGUUACUACAUUUCACCUAAGAUCUCAUUCCUUGACAUUGACAUCAUGAUCAAACACUACCACAAAAAAGCAGACGGCCUGUGUCGUAAACUGGAACAACCAUGCGUGAAACCCAAAGCGCAGAAACCUUGGCAUAAAGACGCGUGGGAGAUUUCCAAAGAGUCCAUUAAGAUGGUGAAGAAACUCGGGGCGGGGCAGUUUGGAGAAGUCUGGAUGGCGUACUACAACAACACAACCAGAGUCGCGGUGAAGACCCUGAAGUCAGGCACAAUGACGACUGAAGCUUUCCUGGAUGAAGCCAACGUCAUGAAGACGCUACACCACGACAGGCUGGUGCGACUUUACGCUGUCGUCACCAAGACGGCGCCCAUCUACAUCAUCACUGAAUAUAUGGAGAAAGGCAGCCUACUAGACUUCUUAAAGAGUAGUGAAGGCUGCCAACUGCAACUGCCCAAACUCAUCGAUUUCUCUGCACAGAUAGCAGAAGGCAUGGCAUACAUAGAGAAGAAGAAUUACAUCCACAGGGACCUGAGAGCAGCGAACGUCCUGGUGUCGGAGAGCCUGCUGUGUAAAAUAGCUGAUUUUGGCCUGGCCAGAGUCAUAGAGGACGACGAGUACACUGCCAGAGAGGGAGCUAAAUUCCCCAUCAAGUGGACUGCUCCUGAGGCCUUCAACUACGGCUCCUUCACCAUCAAGUCAGACAUGUGGUCCUUUGGAGUUUUGCUCUACGAGAUCAUCACCUUUGGAAAAAUUCCAUACCCAGGUAUGACCAAAGGUGAGGUGAUGACGUCAGUGCAGCGCGGCUACAGGAUGCCGCAACCUGACAACUGUCCCGCCGAGGUCUAUGACAUCAUGAUGAGCUGCUGGAAAAACAAACCCGAAGAUCGACCCACCUUCGAUUACAUGCAGAGCGUGCUGGGCGACUUCUACACGGCCACAGAGGAGCAGUACCAGCGACAGCCGUAGAGACAGAGAGACACUCACUCACUCACUCACUCACACAGAGACUCUGACAAACUAAUGUACUUCAGACGUGUGUAUUUAUUGAUUUAUUUCUAUACAGUAAUUAUCUGUAUUCACUUAAUCCCAGCCAGCAUGUCCAUGUGAGCCCCAUAAAGGUUAUAUUCAGGGCUGACAAUAUGGUUCCCAAGUGGGUUUUCCAUGGCCCAAACGCAUGCCCACUUAGCACCCUUUCCAGGCUACCUGGAACUAAGUGGGUACUAAGGAGGCAUAGGUUUGAAUUGGGCAAAUGAUGCAGGUUUUAUGGUUUCAGUAACAUUGUGUUUGCCCACAUAGGAAGCAUAGGAAACACAGGUGGAGCCACCAUGGAAACCACAGACAAACCCACUUGAGACCCAUAUUGUCACCCCAAAUAUAAACCUUUUGGGGCCUACCAUUGAGAACAUGCAUGCAGGUUCCUGUAUAUACUGAAAAGUGGCCACAUGAAUACUACAUUUAUUACAUUUAUUCAUUUUUUUGUACAGACAUAUGUAUAUAGAUU